AUAAGAGAUGGAGCGCACUCGUCCACCGGCCCCCCUCCUCCUCCUCCUCCUCCUCUUCCUCCAUCACUCCUCCGCCUUCUGGCUCUUCAACGUCAUCUUCCCGCCGAGCGCCAAGCCGCGCCUCCCGCCCACCAACAGCACGCCGCCGCUCAUCAUAGUGCCGGGGAACCUGGGAAACCGGCUGGAGGCCAAGCUGGACAAGCCGAGCCUGGUGCACUGGCUGUGCUACCGCAAGACGGACGACUUCUUCCCGCUGUGGAUCGACCUCAACAUGUUCAUGCCCAUCGGCCUGGACUGCUGGAUCGACAACAUCAGGAUCGUGUACAACCGGACGACGCGGCGGACGUCGAACGCGCCGGGCGUGGAGGUUCGCGUCCCGGGCUUCGGCCAGACCUACCCCAUCGAGUUCCUCGACACCAACCGGCUAACGGGCUACUUCCACACCAUGGUCCAGCACCUGGUGAACAUCGGCUACGUCCGUAACGAGACGGUGCGCGCCGCGCCGUACGACUGGAGGAUCGCCCCGAACGAGCACGACGAGUACUUCGCCCGCCUCAAGGACCUGGUGGAGGAGAUGCACGGAACCUACAACCACCCGGUGUACCUGCUGGGCCACAGCAUGGGCUGCAACUACAUCCUGUACUUCCUGAACCGGCAGACGCAGGCGUGGAAGGACCGCUACAUCAGGGGCUUCAUCUCCCUGGGCGCGCCCUGGGGCGGGGCCGUCAAGCCGCUGCGCGUGCUGGCGUCAGGCGAGAACGACGGCAUCCCGCUGGUGUCGAACAUCAAGAUCCGGGAGGAGCAGCGGAUGACGACCACCAACCCAUGGAUGGUCCCGACCCGGGAGGCGUGGCCGGCGGAUCACGUGUUCAUCUCCACGCCGGCGUUCAACUACACCGUCGGCGACUACCGCCGCUUCUUCCACGACAUCGGCUUCGAGGACGGCUGGUACAUGUACGAGGACACCAAGGAUCUGACCUCGUCCCUACCGGCGCCGGGCGUCGAGGUCCACUGCAUGUACGGGGUGGGGCUCCCGACCCCGGUGACGUACGUGUACGACGACGGCUUCCCCAACGUCGACCCGGUGGAUUUCGUCUACGACGACGGCGACGACACCGUCGAUAGCCGUAGCAUGGGGCUGUGCAAGAGGUGGGUCGGAGCCCAGCGCGCGCCGGUGCGGGUGACGGAGUUCCGGGGCCUGCCGCACCUGGAUAUCGUGUUCGACGCCCGGGUGCUGGCGCAGAUCCAGAGCAUACUGGUCGGCGGGGGCGGCAAGGCGGAGGAGGAGGCGGAGGCGGGGGUGGGGGCGACGUUAGCGCCGGAGGGACGCGCCCCAACGCCCACGCCGGUGCCGGCGCCGGGGCUAUAACCGAACCCCCACGCACCCGUACGGACUCUUCGCCCCCCUGACCUCUACAGCCUGAAACGCGCCGCGACCCCCGCGCUACGCUACGUCAUGUUACGUUAGCCCUGGUCGAGCCGGCAACCUUCUGGUUCCGAGCCCUCGCUCGGGGAGGGGAGGGGGGGAUCGAACCACCCACCUUCUGGUUACAUUACAUUACAUUUCCCCACCCCGCCGUCACGCCGCCAACCUUAGCGUGCAGAUACGGCGCUAACAGGCUAACGCUAUUCCCAAGUUACUUGUCAUAACUGUUAUAAGCUGAGGUUAGCAACAUGCUAUGUAGUUAGUCCCGCCACAGUGCUAACAGGCUAAUGCUAUUCCCCAGCAAAUUGUCAUAAAUGUUACAAGUUAAGGUUAGCGAUGUGCUAUCUUGCAGCGCUGACCACGGUGCUAACAGGCUAACACUAACCCUAAAUGUAACAAUCUGAGGUUAGCGGAGUGCUAUCCAGCUACUCCGACCGCAGUGCUAACAGGCUAACGCUAUUGCCCUGUAACUUGUUAUAAAUGUUAUACGCUGAGGUUAGCAGCAUGCUAUGUAGCUGAACCGCCCACAGCGCUAACAGGCCAAUGCUAACACUAACCCUAACCCUAAAUAUUACAAUCCGAGGUUAGCGGAGCGCCGUCUAGCUGCUCCACCCGCGGCGCUAACAGGCUAACGCUAUUCCCCAGUGACGUGUCAUGAAUGUUACAAGCUUCGGUCGCGACCCCCCGAGGGUCCGGGAGUUGACGGUUUCUCCCCUCCCCUCGCCCCGCUUUUCCCGGGAACCGACCCCAAGACCGCCCGGUCGAACGCUAGAACCGAAUGAGACUCCCUGUUGCAUGCUAACGAAAAGAGCGUUUGUUGCCGUGUUUAUGAAAAUUAAUAAAAGAGUUAUUA
Megalops cyprinoides (Indo-Pacific tarpon) is the source of this 2279-nucleotide messenger RNA. It is a transcript of the gene lcat, whose product is annotated as lecithin-cholesterol acyltransferase. Gene Ontology annotation, molecular function: phosphatidylcholine-sterol O-acyltransferase activity. The transcript has 6 exons. Bases 8 to 1369 code for a protein of 453 amino acids. The record is from RefSeq and is a predicted model, not a curated record. NCBI's taxonomy places the organism in Eukaryota, Metazoa, Chordata, Actinopteri, Elopiformes, Megalopidae. Gene Ontology annotation, biological process: lipid metabolic process.